Messenger RNA from Fonticula alba, 2169 nucleotides. RefSeq lists its product as hypothetical. The record is from RefSeq and is a predicted model, not a curated record. Lineage: Eukaryota; Rotosphaerida; Fonticulaceae. The coding region runs from base 1 to 2169 and encodes 722 amino acids. The transcript has 2 exons.
AUGGUGCCAACAUUGCCCCGCCGGCGCCCGGCACGCCCGGGCCCCGGGUCUUUGCCGCUGGUGGCCCUGCUGCUGGCUGGCCUUUGCGCGCUGGCCGGCGCCACGCUGGAGCCCACCACCGAGCCGCUGGAUCUCGAGCCCUACCCCCUGGGCAAGGUGAGCGACAAGUGCGAUCAGCCUGGCGAGUCCAUGUGGAAGGGGGCCUGCUUCCCGGCACUGGACCGCUGCCUCAAGGCCGUGCACACCGGCACCGACAUCAUUUGCGAGGAGUACAGCGCCGCAUACCGCACCCUGACCUAUGGGGCCUUCCUGGAUGCCGAGCUUCCGGACAUGCAGGUGAGCAAGGAGAAUCUCGUCAGCGCCGGCAUCGACAUGUGCUGGAGCACCUACCCCGGGGAUUGGGGCCGGUGCGAGGCCUGCCGCGUGCAGAUGUCCCUCGGGGGGCAGUGCCGCUUCGUGGAGGGCGACCAUUAUGGCUGCCGGUAUUUGAACCGGCACAUUUCCGAGUCCUGUGCCGAGUGCGAGCCGGGCUACAUGCAGGAUGGCAUGCGGCGGUGCAUCACCAACUGCAUCGGGCCCCAUGGCACCAUUUGCGGAGACCACUGCAUCGAGACGCGCCACAUGCCGCUCGGGUUCAAUUGCUUCAAGUGGCCGCUGGCCAAUUACAAUGGCAGCUCGGACGCGGUGCCCGGCCGGCCGGAGAACCGGCACCUGCUCAAGUGCAGCGAGCCCGGGGCCUGCUUCAAGUGCAAUGAGGGCUGCGCCGAUUGCGUCGGCCCGCGGGCGUCCGACUGCCUGUCUUGCAGUGUCCCGACGGAGAAGCUGCUCGUGCACAACCGGAAGAUCUUCCUCCACCGGUAUGUGGACAUCGGGGCCUGUGUGCCGCGCUGCCCGACCACCACCGUGGAGAUCAUGGGCCACUGUGUGGCCUGCCCGCGGUGGUGCGCCAAGUGCUCGCCCGAGAACAACCGGCAAUGCUUGGAGUGCAUGCGGGGGCACCUGCUCCAGCCGAAUGGCACCUGCUACACCACCUGCCCGUUGGGCUUCGCGCGCAACUACCUGACCAGCAAGUGCGAGCCCUGCGCCGAGGGGUGCCUCCAUUGUGUCACCAACAAUCCGUCCAUCUGCCUGGCCUGCAGCGAUCCGCUGAAGCAGCUGUACGCCGGCCGGUGCGUGGAUGACUGCCCGGUGGGCACCUUCCCGACCGAGGACAUGGUGUGUCGGAUUUGCGACGCCCAAUGCACCCGGUGCAUUGAGGGCGGCGUGUGCACCGCCUGCCGGGCCGGCUUCGAGCCGCGGCAGGGGGUCUGCAAGCCCGCCUGCCGCAAGGGGUCCUACUUCUCCAAGGCCAAGGGGGCCUGUGACAAGUGUGCCCCGGAGUGCAAGGAAUGCGCCACGCUCUCGGACAAUUGCACCUCCUGCAAUCCGGGCUUCAUUCAUCUCCAGCCGAGCUCCUUCACUGAGAGCCACCGGUGUGUGACCGCCUGCCCGGCGGGCUACUUCCACGACCUGACCCACCGCCGGUGUGUGCCCUGCCUGUCGCCCAAUUGCCAGACCUGCAAUGAGGAGGGCCGGUGCAUUGACUGCCAGGCCGGCUUCAAUAUGAUGCCCCAGCGGGGCCAGUGCUUCCGCACCUGUCCCGAGGGCUACUACAAGCAGGAUGGCGUGUGUCAGCCCUGCGGGGGGAUGUGCGCCACCUGUGUCAACGGCCUGCCGGAUGGGUGUCUGUCGUGCAUUGCCAACAACGACAACAAGAUGCCGUAUGUCCGGCUGGUCGAGACACCGGGCGGCAAGGACCCGGGGCGGUGCACCUACACCUGCGGCUCCUUCGAGGGGUAUGGCUUCUACAUGCAGACGCGCAAGGCCCGCCUGUGCCGGAAGUGCCCGGCCAAUUGCCUUGAGUGCGAUGUGCCGAAUGCCCUGAACCCGGACCUCAGCACGCACUGGGUCCGGUGCAAGAAGUGCAAGGAGGGCUUCGGCUUCGCCCGCGACGGGGUCACUUGCGUGCCGCACGCGGUGGGCCUCAUGGCCAUCGAUGUGGACGGCGCGGCCGAGGCCGACGACGACCAGGACUUCGCCUGGCUCCAGCGGCGUGUUUCCCCUUCGAUCGCGGAGGCCAAGGAGGCGCCCGCCCCGGAGCCGGAGGAGGCUGCCGCUGCCUCCGCUUGA